UGGACCUCGUCUACCACUGCCGGGACGGGCCGUGCCCUUAGGCCAUUGUUUUUUUGUUCCCAUUCCUCGGAAUCCCAAGGAAUGCAAAACCCUGCCAAGGCGGGGGUGACCAGUGUCGAGGACCGGCUCACGUGAGCUAUGUUCUGGUAAAGGCCGACUCUCCCUUGUAAGCUGACGCUUCUGACGCUUCAUCAGAUUUGGUGUGAUGGAGCAAAGGCACUCAGCACAGCCCGGUACAAAAAGACAAUGGGACCAGGAUGCAAACAGCAUGGAUUGUACUGGAAGUGUGACACGGCACCAGAAAACUCAAACAGGAGAGAAACCCUUCAAGUGCACUGUGUGUGAGAAGGCAUUUACAGUGUCAUCAUAUCUUAAAAAACACCAGAGAACACACACAGGAGAGAAACCCUUCGGGUGCACUGUGUGUGGGAAGGCGUUUUCACGGUCAUCAAUUCUGCACAAGCACCAGAGAAAACAUACAGGAGAUGGACCCUUUAAGUGCACUGUGUGUGAGAAGGCAUUUGCAUGGUCAUCAGUUCUUGAAAAACACCGGAGAACACACACUGGAGAGAAACCCUUCAGUUGUAGUGUGUGUGGGAAGGCAUUUUCAGAUUCAUCUGUUCUUAAAAAACACCAGAGAACACACACUGGAGAGAACCCCUUCAUAUGUAGUGUGUGUGGGAAGGCAUUUUCAGAUUCAUCUGUUCUUAAAAAACACCAGAGAACACACACGGGAGAGAAACCCUUUAGGUGUAAUGUGUGUGGGAAGGACUUUUCACAUUCAUUCGCCCUUAAAACACACCAGAGAACACACACGGGAGAGAAACCUUUCAAGUGCACAGUCUGUGAGAAGGCAUUUGCAGAUUCAUCAGUUCUUCAGAUCCACCAGAGAACACACACAGGAGAGAAACCCUUCAAGUGCAGUGUGUGUGAGAAGGCAUUUGCACAGUCAUCAAAUCUUAGAAAACACCAUAGAACACACACAGGAGAGAAAAAUUUCAAGUGCACUGUGUGUGAGAAGGCAUUUUCAGAUUCAUCUGCUCUUAAAAGACAUCAGAAAAUACACACAGGAGAGACACCUUUCAAGAGCAGUGUGUGUGGGAAGGAAUUUUCAAGUUCAUCUGAUCUUAAGAUCCACCAGAGAACACACACGGGAGAGAAACAUUUCAAGUGCAGUUUGUGUGAGAAGACAUUUUCAAGUUCAUUUUGUUUUAAAAAACACCAGAGAACACACACAGGAGAGAAACCCUUCAGGUGCACUCUGUGCGGGAAGCUCUUUGCAGAUUCAUCACAUCUUAAAAAAACACCAGAGAAUGCACACAGGAGAGAAACCCUUCAAGUGCACUGUCUGUGAGAAGGCAUUUGCAUGGUCAUCAGAUCUUCAGAUCCACCAGAGAACACAUACAGGAGAGAAACCCUUCAAGUGCACUGUCUGUGAGAAGGCAUUUGCAUGGUCAUCAGGUCUUCAGAUUCACCAGAGAACGCACACAGGAGAGAAACC
Lethenteron reissneri (Far Eastern brook lamprey) is the source of this 1501-nucleotide messenger RNA. Its product is annotated as zinc finger protein 239-like. Gene Ontology annotation, cellular component: nucleus. Gene Ontology annotation, biological process: regulation of gene expression. The record is from RefSeq and is a predicted model, not a curated record. Lineage: Eukaryota; Metazoa; Chordata; Hyperoartia; Petromyzontiformes; Petromyzontidae.